GAACGGCAAUUAUGCCAGUCUUCGGACGCAAGUCGGGAGUAUCGGUAGUGACAGUGUGAAGAGGUACUUGGGAUUAUUUUAAAAUAAGACAAAAUGGCGGGCUUACUACCUCUCCUCAUAGCCUCCCUCGCCAUGUGUUCGGCCGACAACCCGCUCUCGGGGCUGAAGCAAGCCCUCCCCUCAGUCCCCACCCCGUCAGUGCCAUCUGUCGGUGAUGCGGUGAACGUGCGCGACGCAGUGACAGGGAACGUUUCGAACGCCGCCGGUAGCUUCGGAAGGGAGGUGCAGAAAGAGAUAGCUGCAGUUAAACAGCCUAUAGAUGAGACUAUUGCCUAUAUCGGGUCUAGCCAAUGUACAAAGGUGAAGAAGAUCCUCGGAGUAGCGUACGAGGACUACGAGGGAGAUGACGAGCCCGAACUAGACCGACUGACUCUGGAGUUCAAGGCUCCUGGCGUCGUCACGAUAUACAACAUCACCACCGCAGCGGAGCUCAUACCUGAGGCACGGGAAUUCAACCCCGCGCAGCUACUGUACAUUUUCAUCCAUGGAUUCACUGAUGAUCCCAGUAAAAAGAGUAAUACAGCUAUCAGUGAAGCGUUGCUGAGUCAAGGAAAAUCCAACGUUCUUGCCCUGGACGCUAGCUCUCUGAUCAAAUGGUUGUACCUACGGUCGUCUACCUACGUGCGGUUCAUAGGAGAGAAGCUGGGAGAAGUGCUCGCUGCCAUGGUUAACAAGGGCCACAAUCCCUCCGGCAUCCACAUAAUCGGGCACAGCCUCGGCGCUCACAUCUCCGGCUUCACCGGCAAGACCUUCGCCAACCUGACCGGCUACCGGGUGGGCCGGAUAACCGGGCUCGACCCAGCCGGGCCGUGCUUCAGCCACGUGGAACCCGAGUUGAGGCUCAAGGCCACGGAUGCGGAUUACGUGGAUGUUAUACACACGGACGCGGGGGUUUAUGGAUUGAAGGAUCCUGUUGGUCAAGUGGACUACUUCCCCAACAGUGGCUCGCAGCAGCCCAACUGCCUGUUCCAGACGUGUAGCCACAGCCGCGCGUGGUUGUACUUCGCGGAGUCGGUGAAGACCCCUGACGCGUUCCCCGCGCGGAGGUGCGAGGAUUAUGACACGUUCAAGAAGGGCCAGUGCGAGAGUAGUAUCAGUCCCAUGGGUUUCGCCUCGAAGCCCGGCACGACAGGCCGCUACUAUCUGCAGACCGGCGAAGAUAGCCCAUACGGGCUCGGCAAGCAGGGCCUGACGUGGAAAAACAACGAGGGCAUUGUGAGGAACAUUGGCGCCAAAGUUUCCAACCUAUUCGGUUAAAUGUUAAGGUGACCACCACAGAAUACUGGUGGCCACUAACGAGCCUUCCAACAGUCCAAAUAGCGUGGCUGCAAUCCAAAAUUGGUCCGUGAAUGUCAAAAACGUACAAUGUUUAAUAUUAGGAUGCCGUCCAUUUGGAUGAAUCCAUUGUAACGGCAUCCAUUUGGAAAGCUCGUCAGUGGCCUGCUUUAGACGAUAGGAUAAAAUACCGUACAAUAUGUGUCCUAACAUAAGUAGAGUUGGACCAAGAAAAGUCUGCAGCGAUUUUGAUAGCCCACGCAGUGGAUAUGUUAUUUUAAACGUCAAACUUCUAUGAAAUUAAGUAUGACGUUUAAAUAUAACACUUGCGCUGCGUGGGCUAUCAAAAUCACUGCGGGCUUUUCUUGGUCUGACUUUAGAAAAGUGGAUAGAGUUAGACCAAGAAAAGUCUGCAGUGAUUUUGAUAGCCCUCGCAGUGCAAGUGUAAUUUUAAACGUCAACGAAUUUUCAACUUCUAUGAAAUUAUGACGUAUAACACUUGCACUGCGUGCCGUGGACUAUCAAAACCGCUGCAGACUUUUCUUGGUCUAACUCUAUACAACUAGUAUGGCGACGGGGGUAGGUACCUUACUGUACCUGUAAGGAUGGGUGUGUACAGAUUUUAAAAAUAUUAUAUUGACAUUAUUAAUGCAAAUGUAAAAUGGACAAUUGCAUUGUUGUCAUUUGCGUAUUCGUUUUUUUCAUUGCCUGAUUAUAUGGUAUUCACGUGUUUGCCGUUCAUUUGCCAGUAGGCGUUGUGUAUGUUUUAAUUAAAAGGAGUAAAUUAAGUAAAUAGCACGUUAUAAGUAUAAACAACAUUAUUUGCGUUAUUUGACACAUUGUGACUGACGUAUAUAGAGAUGUAACUAACGCAAAUCGAUUGUCACAGCAAGCGAUUACGAUUGGAUGGCACGUAGACACUGAGGUAUCGAAUUGUGACGUAUAAUGAAUUUUUAUUUGAGAUUUAAAUAAAGCUAGAAUUAUAUGGUUUUCCCGCAAGCUAAAUGCAUUUAAUACACCGACCGAGUAGGUUGCACCCACUGUCAAAAUUGAAACUAACUGGGGAUCUAUUUUAAAGUUUAUUUAUGUUAUUUCUGUGUCAAAUUUGUUGUCUGUUAAGUGACGAUAAAUAUAUCCAUAUUUACAGUUAAUUAUCCACCUUUUCCUUAUUUUUAUUAAAAGAAAAAUGAAAAAUUCAUAUCGAUUUAUUUAGACGACUACCGAUUCAUGACGGUGGUGUCCGGCCAACCCUAAAAUUAAAAAAAAAAGACGUAGAACGUAAACGUUCGCAGUGCAGUUGUUUUCCUUUGUGAUUUAGAUGUGCAAGACAUUUUACGUAGUAUUGCUGUUGUGAGUGACAGACGUCAAAUACCGCAAAUAAUGUUGUUUACACUAUAGGCUAUUUUACGGUGAACAAUACCCGCCAUUUUACGCUCAAUUAUCGUUUCAGUUCUUAGAACUUAAUAUAUUUAAUAAUUUAUUAAUAUUUAGCAUGUUGUGAUGCUCCUAUUGAUUUGACAAUCAUAUUUGUGUGUUUGUUAAGUUUGACAUAGUUAGGCACUGGUCCCACCGCGAGCUAGUAAGCUAUGAGCUAUCGGCUAUAAACACGAACAAAAAAUAAGAACUCCCGUGUAAAUAAAAGAGACACGGCGAUAUUUAUAGUUACUCGCCCAGCGGUGAGCUAUAAAUAUCGCCGUGUCUCUUUUAUUUACACGGGAGUGCUUAUCUUUUGUUCGUGUUUAUAGCCGAUAGCUCAUAGCUUACUAGCUCGCGGUGCCUUACCUAAAUAAUUUAAAUAGUUUUAUAUUGUAGAUCAAUACCUCAAUAGAGAUUCAAUAGUACAUGUAAGAUGUAAUAAUGUUUUGAAAAGAUGUGUCCCGCCGAGUUUGUUGCCGGUCCCAUAUUGGGAUACCCUCCUCCAAUUGAGGGGGGAUUUAAAUCUUCUCGGGGCAGAGGUGUACGGUUGGAGCCGGUAAAGGUUUAUUUGACGUUCAUAAGCGCAUUGUAAUAUGCCUACUUGAAUAAACUAUUUUUUAUCUUUAUCUUAUCUUUUAUCAUGGAUUGUGAUAUUAUUAAUUUAUUAAAUAAUAUUUGUACCAACAUCAAAUACAAAAAUUAAA
Molecule: messenger RNA, 3455 nt
Organism: Cydia fagiglandana
Lineage: Eukaryota; Metazoa; Arthropoda; Insecta; Lepidoptera; Tortricidae
Product: phospholipase A1 VesT1.02-like
Exons: 8
Coding region: 94-1317 (407 amino acids)
Biological process (GO): lipid catabolic process
Molecular function (GO): lipase activity
Source: RefSeq, a predicted model, not a curated record